This is a messenger RNA of Entrophospora sp. SA101, 433 nucleotides long. The record is from the annotation of a GenBank genome assembly. Lineage: Eukaryota; Fungi; Glomeromycota; Glomeromycetes; Entrophosporales; Entrophosporaceae.
AUGUUAAAUAAUGUCAAACCCAAUGAAAAAAUUGGUAGAGGCGAUAUAUUCGAGGAAUUAAUACAAUUAUGUAAAACUUCACAACCGAAAAUUCAAAAAAUCGUUUCCGAAGAGGAAGAUCCAGAGAGUAUUAAUCGUCUUUUGACCUUGAAUGAUUUGAUUAAUACCGUUUUGACAAGAUAUGAAAACAUUUUAAAAGGAAUAUUUGAUCAACCUAAAGAACUGAACCAACAAUCUCUUCUACAACCAAAAGCAAAGGAAGAAACAAUAUCCUCUUCAUCUGCAGUAAGUAAUUCCGAUUCGUGGUUAAUUGAUUUGAGCGAACCUGAACCACCAUUAGGCCAAAUUAGAAUCACUUCAAAUACGAACACAACAACAUCCUUUUCUUCAACAAAUGAAUCGAUAUUAAACAAUUCAACUUCUUUUGAUAAAG